This is a messenger RNA of Saccostrea cuccullata (small rock oyster), 4186 nucleotides long. Its product is annotated as phosphoribosylformylglycinamidine synthase-like. The record is from RefSeq and is a predicted model, not a curated record. The transcript is spliced from 26 exons. Gene Ontology annotation, biological process: 'de novo' IMP biosynthetic process. Lineage: Eukaryota; Metazoa; Mollusca; Bivalvia; Ostreida; Ostreidae. Gene Ontology annotation, molecular function: phosphoribosylformylglycinamidine synthase activity. The coding region runs from base 106 to 4164 and encodes 1352 amino acids.
GAUAUUUUAAUGGAUAAGCGGCAAAAAUCAUUCAACCUUUCCGAACGGGAAAAUCAAAACACGUGUGCUGAAUUUAUAUAGCAACGGCCUUGUACCCUGAGGGGCAUGGAGGACGGUGCAAGUAAAAAAGAGGUGAAACCUCUGUUGCUGAAGCUGUUCAAAAAAUCUUGCAGUUAUCCCCGAGCGGAGGACGUGACCUACCAGAAAAUUAAAUCUCUCAUCGGAGACGAUCUGCGUAAAGUCCAGAUCGAGACAUGCUUCUAUGUCCAGUUUACAUCAGAGGAUGUGGAUUUGGAAACUUAUUCCAGACUUGUUUGGGUACUAAGCACCCCAUUCCUGGAAAAUGAUGUCACCAGAAAGAGUUCAUUUGAACAACCAGGGGGAAACACCUGCCUCAUAGAAAUUGGACCAAGAUUAAAUUUUUCUACUCCAUUCUCCACAAACACAGUGUCUAUCUGUAAAUCGGUGGGAAUUACUGACGUGACUAGAAUCGAAUUCUCCACACGUUAUCUCCUAACGUUUACGGAGGAUUUCCAGCUAGAUGGCGAGGAAGAACAGAAGGUUGUAGACAGUAUUCACGACAAAAUGACCCAGUGUCGUUAUUUAACCCCAGUGGAGACCUUUAACCUCGAGGUCAAGCCUGAGGAUGUUUAUGAAAUAGACGUUAUGGGGGAAGGCAGAGAGGCUUUAGAAAAAGCCAGUGAAAAGCAAGGGUUGGCUUUCGAUAACUGGGAUUUGGAUUAUUACACGGAGUUAUUUAGAGAGAAGAUAAAAAGAAACCCUACCAAUGUGGAGUGUUUUGAUCUGGCCCAGUCUAACAGUGAGCAUAGCCGUCACUGGUUUUUCCGCGGGCGAUUAGAGGUGGAUGGGAAGGAACAUCCUGAUUCCCUGUUCAAAAUGAUAAUGGAGACUCAGAAACAUUCAAACUCAAAUAAUGUCAUUAAAUUCUCAGAUAAUAGCAGUGCCAUUGAGGGGUUUGAGACGACAGUUCUGGUUCCUAGUGACCCUACAGCGCCGAGUGCCAUGUCAGAAUUAGAAAAUAUCAAAAGACAUGUUAUCUUCACAGCAGAGACUCAUAACUUCCCAACAGGAGUGGCUCCUUUUCCUGGGGCCACCACGGGGACAGGUGGCAGGAUCAGAGACGUCCAGUCUACAGGGCGGGGGGCACAUGUGGUGGCAGGCACCGCUGGAUACAGCUUUGGAAAUCUCAAAAUUCCUGGCUACAUCCAACCCUGGGAGGACCCAUCUUAUGUUUACCCAGGUAACUUUGCAUCACCUCUAAAUAUAGCCAUAGAGGCCAGUAACGGAGCCUCAGACUAUGGGAACAAGUUUGGAGAACCAGUACUGGCAGGAUUCGCUCGGUCCUUUGGUAUGACGGACGGAGGGGGAGAGAGGAGGGAGUAUAUCAAACCCAUCAUGUUCAGCGGGGGGAUUGGACAGAUGGAAGACAUCCAUGUUAAAAAGGAUGUACCUCAACCAGGGAUGUUGGUGACCAAAGUAGGUGGCCCCGUCUACAGAAUCGGUGUGGGGGGAGGGGCUGCCUCCUCUGUCCAGGUCCAGGGGGACAAUAAGGAGGAACUCGACUUCGGAGCUGUCCAGCGAGGGGAUCCAGAGAUGGAACAGAAACUGAACCGUGUCAUCAGGGGGUGUAUAGAGAGGAGGGAGAGGAACCCCAUAGCUAGUGUCCACGACCAGGGGGCAGGGGGAAACGGUAAUGUCCUGAAGGAGAUAGCUGAACCAGCAGGUGCUCUCAUUCAGGCCUCCAAGUUUCAGCUGGGCGACCCGACCCUCAGUGUCCUAGAGCUGUGGGGGGCCGAGUACCAGGAGAGUAACGCCCUCCUGAUCAGCCCCGGGGACCAGGGCCUGGUACAGAAGAUAGCAGACAGAGAGAGGUGUCCUGUCAACUUUGUGGGGACUAUCACCGGGGAUGGACGGAUUAAGUUGGAGGGUUUUAAGAAGGAAACAACAGAAGACAUAUCCACACCUUCAAAGAAGAGGAAAAAGACGAUAAACUUCCCUGUGGAUCUGGAUCUAGAACAUGUCCUGGGAUCCAUGCCCAGAAAGGUUUUCAAGCUUCAAAGGAUCACACCUAGCCCCAGUACAUUAUCCUUACCUGAGAAUCUCCGUGUCAGAGACAGUGUAGAGCGAGUCCUGAGGUUACCCUCUGUGGCCAGUAAGAGAUAUCUCACCAACAAGGUAGACAGGUGUGUGACAGGUCUGGUUGCCCAGCAACAGUGUGUUGGUCCUCUUCAUACACCUUUGGCAGAUGUUGGUGUGACAGCACUUAGUUACCUUGACAAGGUUGGUUCCUGUACUGCUAUAGGAGAACAGCCAAUCAAAGGCCUGAUAAGUCCAGCCUGUGGAGCUCGCCUGUCUGUAGCAGAGGCUCUCACAAACCUGGUGUUUGCUAAAGUCACAGGCAUCAAGGACAUUAAAUGUAGUGGAAACUGGAUGUGGCCUGCCAAACUUCCAGGAGAGGGUGCUGCUUUACUGGAGGCAUGCUCAGCCAUGUGUGAUAUCAUGAAGCAUCUUGGGAUAGCUGUGGAUGGUGGGAAAGAUUCACUGAGCAUGGCAGCCAGAGUGGGAGAUCAAACUGUUAAGGCACCAGGUACACUUGUGAUAUCUGCCUAUGCUGCCUGUCCAGAUAUUACACUGACCGUUACUCCUGAUCUCAAGUGUCCAGACAACAAAGGUUGCCUGCUAUUAGUGGAUCUAGGGGGUGGGAACCAUCGAAUGGGUGGCUCCGCCCUUGCUCAAUGUUACAAACAGCUGGGUGACCUCUGUCCUGAUCUGGAUCAGCCAGAUGUUUUCUGUAAAGCUUUCAAUGUCACACAAAAGUUAAUUGGAGAGAGGAAGAUAUCUGCUGGACAUGACGUGAGUGAUGGGGGACUUAUCACAGCCAUGAUGGAAAUGGCUUUUGCUGGAAACUGUGGAAUAGAUGUCAACCUGGAAUUCAUUCAGGAAGAAUUUAGUGCCAUAGAUGUGUUGUUCUCAGAAGAACUUGGGUUGAUCCUGGAAGUGCCAUUCAUUGAGAGUACAACUGUACUGGGAGAAUAUGCCGCACAGAAUGUACCCUGUUAUCUGAUUGGUCAUUCUUCAAAGAGCGGCAAGGACUCUUUGGUGAAUAUAUCCAUAAGAGGUCUGGAGGUAAUAAAAGAGAAAAUGACAGUGUUAAGAGAUAUCUGGGAAGAAACCAGUUUUCAGUUAGAAUUUCUUCAAGCCAAUCCCAAAUGUGUAACCCAGGAACAAACAGGACUGAAAGAGAGGCUAGAGCCUCCUUAUCAUGUGCCAUUUGAAUCUGAGAUUAUAUCCUUUUCCCAGAGAGGUAGACCAACAAGUCAACCCUUGCCAAAAGUAGCGGUUCUUAGAGAAGAGGGAAGUAACUCUGACCGAGAGAUGGCCGCCGUACUCCACAUGGCCGGUUUUGAGGUGUGGGAUGUUAACAUGGAGGACCUCUGCUCAGAACAAAUAAACUUGGACCAGUUUAGGGGACUAGUUUUUGUUGGAGGCUUUAGCUAUGCUGAUGUAUGUGGAUCUGCCAAAGGUUGGGCUGCUACUGCCCUGUUUAACCAAAGUGUGCGAGAACAGCUGUUAAAGUUUAAGGAGAGACCUGACACGUUUAGUCUGGGGGUCUGUAAUGGCUGUCAGCUGAUGGCACUGCUGGGCUGGGUCGCUCCCGACGAGGACCUCAAAGAAAACAGUAACAGUGGUGUUGGACAGGGCCUUUUUCUGGAUCACAACUUGUCUGAGAGAUUUGAGUGUCGCUUCAGUUCUGUACGGGUGAUGAAGAGUCCGGCCAUCAUGUUUAGAGGGAUGGAGGAUACAGUGUUUGGGAUGUGGAGCGCCCACGGGGAAGGGAGAAUGGUGUUCCGUUCGGAGGGGAUUUAUCAGGAUAUGUGUAGAGACAAUCUGAUAGCUGUGAAGUAUGUGGAUGAUCAGGGGAAGCCCACCGAGGUCUACCCUCUCAAUCCCAAUGGAUCCCGUAACGGGAUCGCCGCCAUUUGUUCAGAAGACGGCCGCCAUCUUGCCAUCAUGCCUCAUCCCGAGCGGUGCUUUCUGCCAUGGCAGUGUGCAUGGAUGCCACAGGAAAUGAGGAAGUUUGAUGUGUCACCAUGGUUUAAGAUGUUCCAGAAUGCUUUUGAUUGGUGCAGGACACAGUCCUAAGAGUCACUCACAUAGGAUGUUU